AUGAAGUUAGCAGCUUGGAACUGCUGGGGUCUUGGAAACAACCCGGCAGUUUGGGGGCUUCUGAAUUUUCAGAAAUCUGAGCAAGUGGACAUUCUCUUUCUGUCUGAAACAAAAAUGACAAAGAGGAGGAUGGCACGUUUCAAGCAGAUGCUGAGCUUGGGAAACAUGGUGGUGGUGGAUGCGGUAGGUAAAAGGGGGGGAAUUGUAGAGUUUUGGCGGAGUGGAGUCGAUGUGUCGCUUCGAGGAAAAUUGAAGAAUCAUAUUGACAUAGAAAUAAAAGAUGAGAAUAAUACCUGCUGGCGGUUCAGUGGUGUUUAUGGCGAAUCCAGGGCUGAGCUGAAGCACGAGACCUGGACGCUGAUGCGGCGGCUGUUCACGCAGCAGGAGAAUAACCCGAUGCCUUUGUUGUGCACGGGGGAUUUCAAUGAAAUCUUAUUUCAUCAUGAAAAGGAGGGUGGUACUAUCAGAUCACAAGCUUGUUUAGAUAGGUUUAAAGAGGCGUUGGAGUUCUGUGAGCUGGAGGAUUUGGGGUUCUCAGGAGACGUUUUCACCUGGAGAAAUAAGCAGUACCGCGAGGAGAACUAUAUUCAUGAAAGGCUGGAUAGAGCUGUCGCUAACGGGACAUGGAGAGAGCGCUUUCCUCUGGUUCAUGUAAAAAAUGGAGAUCACUUCCAUUCAGACCAUCGACCUAUCGUAGUAUCACUUCAAGGUCAUCAAAGAUCGGGGAUUCCCCGGAGAGGUGGUCGUGCUUUCCACUUUGAGGCGAGCUGGUUAAAGGAGGACAACUGCGAGGAAGUGGUGAAAAGUGCUUGGCUGGCGGGUAGCAGUUCGGGAGGGGGUCUGGUGGCCGAGAAGUUGAAAAUGUGGUGGCAGGGCUGCAGACCUGGAAUGUGA
Molecule: messenger RNA, 894 nt
Organism: Sorghum bicolor (sorghum)
Lineage: Eukaryota; Viridiplantae; Streptophyta; Magnoliopsida; Poales; Poaceae
Exons: 1
Coding region: 1-894 (297 amino acids)
Molecular function (GO): catalytic activity
Source: RefSeq, a predicted model, not a curated record